GCCAUCGGCGGAACCCGCUUCAUGACAUCCUGAAAAUGGCCGACGUUUUAUCGUUGAAAGAAUCGGUUUUGGUGUAUUUAGACAGAAGCGGCGGUCUUAAAAAACUCGCCGGAGACUGCAAACGUUUUAACGGCUCCCAGCAGACCGAGGCAGUGUACCGGCUGUGUGUCAGUGUUAACCCCUGUGAUGUGAUGGAGCUGGAUCCUGUGCUGGGGGACUGUGUUCUCCAUGACCCCCUGAGAGCGACAGCUUUGUUUCAGUCUGUUUGCUUCCUGGCCGUAAAGACCCUUUCGCUUAUUGAAAAAAUACACAUGGAGAGUCAGUGUGUGUGUGUUUCUUUUGAGGUGAAUGUUAUUCUGAAGUACACACACCUGCCUCCAUUCCCCGAGUACACACUGGACCUCUCCAGUUUUCCUCGUGCAUAUCGCCCUAUGAGGCCUGUCUCUAUGGAAGGCCUGGUCAUUGCCAUGACAAGGGUCACAAAGUACACCCAGGGGGCGAGGUUCCUCUGUACUGAUGCUGACUGCCCCUGCUCUACAGGUUUCCACCACAUUCGGGUCCACGCACCCGGAGCUACAGAGUCAGCCACAGUGAGAAAUGACUUCAGCUGCACGAUCUGCAGCUCCCAACUGAAAGAGGAUGUGAAGUUCAGGGUUUUAGGAGACAAACAGCUUGUGGAGCUGAUCCAUGUCAAAGCACUGGAUGUUCUAAGAAGCCAUCAGCAAAGCGCCACGAGAUACCAGUCUGUUACUCUGUUUCUCAGAGACGAGCUGUGUAACUCUAUGAGAAUCGGUCGAUUUUACCGGGUGUUGGGCAUUCCUGCGCAUGUGCACCAAUGGCCCAACAUUACCUGGAGUGUGGAGGCAAAUAGCGUCCAACCGUGGGAACCAGAGUAUGGCUGUGAAGUCAGCCCUCGCUUGCAGGAACUGUUGAAGGCCACUGUCUCCUCUCCAUGGAGGUUCUCAGCAAUUGUAGCUCACUGCUUUGGGUUGGACAUGGCUCCUCUGGGCUUGUACAACACUCUGAAGAUGAGCUUGCUGCUUAGUUUGGUGCAGACCAGAAUAGAUGAAAAAGACACAUUUCACAACUUGGAUCUACUUGUUGUCACUGCUGACACGCUCAUACUCGACAGACUAAUGGCAUACAGCUUGAGUUUGGCAUAUCGUGGGGUUAGGCAUCAGGCCUCGAGGGAGAUGUUUGCAUGCCUGUCCCGGGAUGAACACGGAACAGGUACUGCCAAUAUCCGUGCUGGUUCUGCCCUGCUAGCCACUGGGGGGAUUUGCAUGUUGGGAGAUCUCAGCUGUUACAAAAAGGACAAGUUGGAUUCCAUUCAGUCAGUUCUGGAGAGUCGCACACUGUCUGUGUUCAUCCCCGGAAAGAAAUAUGGUGAGGAUGCAGACCAGCAGCUUUCCUUCCCAGUCCAGUGCAGCUUUUGGGCCCUCGCCGACUCCUCCUGCCGAUCUGGGAGGGCAGACUGUGCCGCACCGGGAACAGCAGAGAUGGGUCCUGUACCAGUUCAGUUGGCAGAUGCCUUUGGCCUUGUCAUUGAGUGUAAGGACAGGGUUGGAGCGCAGACCCUGCUUGCCCAGACUGUCCACACCCUCCAGCAGGCAGUACAGUCUGGAAACCUCCAUGACCCAUCCUGCUGGGAGUUUUCCACGCAAGACUAUCGGGAGCUGGUGGCCCAUGCACAAGGUUUGCAAGUGGAGCUUAGCCCUGCAGCAGAGAAAAUGAUCCUUGGUUACUACAUGGCGAGCCGCAGAGUUCGCUCGCAGGGUGUCAAGAUGUCUGUGGCCUCUGUCAAAUUACUGAUCUCUCUGGCUGAGGCUCAUUGCAAGUUAUGUCUCAGAACUAAAGUACUGGAGCAGGACGCCGUGAUCGCUGUACUCCUGUGUGAAAACUCAGUCUCACUCAAACAUGGGGCCUCUGCUCUCAUUAUCCCACCUGAUCCAGUGUUUCCGUGUGACCUGGGAGACGUGGACGGUUUGCGCAGGAGAGACGCUGCUCUGGAUGAGCUCCACCAGAACAUCUUACAGUUCAUCUACGCUUACGCACCCGGAGCAGACACAUACAUUACAGAGGAGUAAAGCCUCUCUAACAGGUUUAAAAAAAAAAAAAAAAAUGCAGAGUUCGAGUCAAAUGGGCAAUAUAGGUGGUGGCCAGUAUCAGCACGUCGAGUUUAGACAGCUUGGUGUCCGGCGGCACAGACGGCAAAGUCCUUUGGAGCUCCAGGAACGCGUUCCUCAGCGUUUGCACCCGGCUCCUCUCCCGCGCUGCAUUCGCUGCUGCAGGGCGUCCUCUGCCGCCGACCCCGCCGCUCUGGAGCACCCUGGCACGGUGGAGCUCCCGACGACGAUGAUCGUCCGGACUGGGGCUGGAGCUCGGACUGGAUGCUGGACUGUCAUCCACCACUGCUCCGGAGCAAUUACCGCUGUCCAUUCGGAGCGCCUGUCUUCCAACCAUCGGGCUGCACUUACUGACCUAGAUAAAGAAGCAUUAUUGCACAUUUGAUUUGAACCUUAGCUAUAACAUUCAGCUCUUUUAGAGACAAAUUACAGUAUUUAUUGGAACCUGCUGUUUUGUAGCAAAUGUUCUACCUUAGGCUUAAUUUUAAAUAUAUAUUCCAAUCUACACUA
This is a messenger RNA of Archocentrus centrarchus (flier cichlid), 2636 nucleotides long. It is a transcript of the gene mcmdc2, whose product is annotated as minichromosome maintenance domain containing 2. Gene Ontology annotation, cellular component: nucleus. NCBI's taxonomy places the organism in Eukaryota, Metazoa, Chordata, Actinopteri, Cichliformes, Cichlidae. Bases 36 to 2087 code for a protein of 683 amino acids. The record is from RefSeq and is a predicted model, not a curated record. Gene Ontology annotation, biological process: double-strand break repair via break-induced replication. Gene Ontology annotation, molecular function: single-stranded DNA helicase activity; ATP binding; DNA binding. The transcript has 15 exons.